Molecule: messenger RNA, 1572 nt
Organism: Aspergillus uvarum CBS 121591
Lineage: Eukaryota; Fungi; Ascomycota; Eurotiomycetes; Eurotiales; Aspergillaceae
Exons: 5
Coding region: 1-1572 (523 amino acids)
Biological process (GO): GPI anchor biosynthetic process; protein processing
Cellular component (GO): glycosylphosphatidylinositol-mannosyltransferase I complex; endoplasmic reticulum membrane
Molecular function (GO): mannosyltransferase activity
Source: RefSeq, a predicted model, not a curated record
AUGAUUCCCCCCGUGCACCGCAGAACAACCUACCUCCAAGACCCCUCCACCCCCUUCGACCCCUCCCAAGCCCGUCUCCUCCCCCAGCGCCUGGAGAUCCGGGACUUACAUAGCGCCAAGCAGGAACGUUUGACCGUGCCGGUUGAGUUGGGCAGUGGUGGGUGGGAUGCCGAGCGGUUAAGUCUGCGGUGGGCUUCGGGGGAUGCUGCUGCUGCUGCUGCUGCUGGCGCGGGUGCUGGGGGCGCGGUGACGCCGUUUGCGAGUCGGGUUUCCGGGGGGUUGCACGUUUUUUUGAGGCCGGGGAGGGGGGAUACCGGGGCGGAGGCUACUGAGGGGAAUAGGGGGAGCGAGGUCGUGUGUCGCGUCCUGAAGAAGGUUUUUGGGUCGGAGGUUGCUAAGUGUUUGGAUUAUGAGAAAUCUUUCACUAGGUCCGAUACAUCGUCCGAAUACCAAUUCUACUCGCCUUUGGCGUCUUUGGAGGGCUUGGUGGAUUUUGUUCGGGAGAAGGUUUGUGUGCUGGAUACAGCAAGAGAAGACCGGUGUCGUCGCCAGGUCCGGGAAUUACUCGCUGCGGACUCGCUGGAUCUCGCCUACGAUUCUGACUCGCGCAAUCUGGUGGUGUCCGCGUUCUGGGCGGAUGCGCCGGGGGGCGAGGGGUGGACGGAGGAUCUGCACGCACCGGCUGCUGGGUCCAAAGGGAAGAUGGAGGUUGGGUUGCUGGGGGCUGAGAGGACGGCUGACCCUGAGGAGAUCAAGAUGGGUGGGCUGCUGGGGGUGGUCGGGGAGGAUGAGAAGUUGAAACCGACGUUGUUUUCCUUCGCUUCCAGACACCAUGCCCUCCCUCGUGAUGCGACCUUCUCAGUUGGGUUCUCCCUGCCCACGGGCUUACAUCCUACGAUGGCCAUUUCCCUAUCGCCCGCCGCGCUGCAACCCCCAGACGCAACCUGUGCCCUGCAUACGUAUCUCACGCUGCCGUCCUAUCUCUUCGGCGACAAGUACCAGCUGGGCACUGAGGAUCCGCUGUUCUUGGAUUCGCACCACCUGGUCAAGUUGCUGUCCGUGACGGGCGAGACGGACCUCGAGGCGCCGGACUGGUCCGUGUCGCAGUGGGGGUCGAAUUGGCUGCUCGAGCUGGCAACGCCCCCUGAGGAGCAGUCUCCCGAAGAAUGGAACGUGACCAUCCCGCUUCAUUUGCGGUACUUGGCCCCGUCGGAAAGUGGUUAUCGCUCGGUCGAGGUCCCCUGGCCUGUGGUGUUCUGGGCGUGUGCCGCCAGUGAGGAGGCCAAGAUGCAUUUUAACCCCUUCGACCGUGUGGACCUCGGGUGGGAGGGGCUUUUUGCGCCCCAAACCAUAUUCUACCAGGUGAAUCCAGCUGCAGAACAGGGUCGGCUGGUCGAGGAGAUCAGCGUGCCCGUGCUGAAGGAGACCGGCUUCUUCAACAGCAGGACCAUCGAACUCGGCACGGUAUUCGCCAUCGUCCUGGGUUCGCUUUGGGUGCUGUGGAAACUCGGCGCCGUAAUGCGAACCUCUGGUACUCGCAGAAGCGUAGAGAGCCAGAAGAAGUCCCAGUAA